This is a messenger RNA of Dicrocoelium dendriticum, 486 nucleotides long. NCBI's taxonomy places the organism in Eukaryota, Metazoa, Platyhelminthes, Trematoda, Plagiorchiida, Dicrocoeliidae. The record is from the annotation of a GenBank genome assembly.
GAAUGAGCACCCUGUUCAAGCGCAGUCUCUUAUGGUACCUGCGCGCCUGCACGUGAUCCUUAUGCGACUCUUUGUUGAGUGUCAAUCGAAUGCGGCCGAAACGGCUCGCCGCUACGACGCUACCAAAUACACCACGAGACCGCUUAAUGUACGGUACGUACGUCCACUGGUUAAGAAAUCUGAUAAAACUGGGAGCGUGUGCGACGCAAAACGAACCGGGCGGCCUCAUAUAGCCACGGAUGACGUGUCUGCCUGCGCUGUUGUAGAUGAGCUGCUGGCCGAAGACUUAUUGAAUACCCUUUGGUGUCAGCAGGAUGGUGCGCCUGCUCAUUAUGCACCAACGGUACGUGAUUAUCUUAACGAAACUUUUGCUACUCAUUGUGGAGGACCUAUGGAUUGGCUCGCACGGUCAACGGAUUGGAAACCCCGACGAACACUGCUCUACAAGAGAAACGACGGUGGUCAUUUUGAACAUCUACUUCGUCG